This is a messenger RNA of Bombina bombina (fire-bellied toad), 3342 nucleotides long. It is a transcript of the gene SLC5A12, whose product is annotated as solute carrier family 5 member 12. The transcript has 15 exons. Gene Ontology annotation, molecular function: lactate transmembrane transporter activity; symporter activity. The record is from RefSeq and is a predicted model, not a curated record. NCBI's taxonomy places the organism in Eukaryota, Metazoa, Chordata, Amphibia, Anura, Bombinatoridae. Gene Ontology annotation, biological process: sodium ion transport; transmembrane transport. Bases 1 to 1926 code for a protein of 641 amino acids. Gene Ontology annotation, cellular component: membrane.
AUGUCACAGUUUCAAGCUCCAGAAAUUAAUAACUUUGUAGUAUGGGACUAUGUUGUUUUUGCUGCGUUACUUGUGGUUUCUGCUGGGAUAGGAGUCUUCUUUGCAAUUAAAGAGAGGAAAAAAAAAACUUCCAAAGAAUUUUUGGUUGGCGGACGGCAGAUGACGUGUGGACCUGUGGCUCUGUCUUUGACUGCUAGUUUCAUGUCAGCCGUGACAGUUUUGGGAACCCCUUCAGAAGUUGUUCGUUUCGGCGCAUUCUAUCUGUUUUUUAUCAUUUCCUAUACGGUGGUCAUCACUGUAUCUGCUGAGCUCUUUAUUCCAGUGUUUUAUAGGUCUGGGAUUACUAGUACAUAUGAGUAUUUACAGCUACGAUUUAGCAGAUCUGUCCGCUAUGUAGCAACACUGAUGUACAUAAUUCAAACGAUUCUGUAUACCGGAGUGGUGGUUUAUGCUCCUGCAUUAGCUCUAAACCAAGUGACAGGAUUCAAUCUUUGGGGAUCUGUAUUUGCUACGGGAAUAGUUUGCACCUUCUAUUGUACACUGGGAGGUUUGAAAGCCGUUGUGUGGACUGAUGCAUUUCAGAUGAUUGUUAUGGUGGUUGGAUUUUUAUCUGUUCUAAUUGAAGGAACAAUUCAAGCUGGAGGACCUACCGAAGUCUGGACGUCUCACAAAAUGGAUCACAGCCUUGAUAUUGCAGAUUUUGACACUGAUCCUUUGAGGAGACAUACAUUUUGGACCAUUGCUGUUGGUGGAACAUUUACAUGGUUGGGAAUCUAUGGAGUUAACCAGUCAACAGUGCAGAGAUGUAUAUCUUGCAAAUCAGAGAAACAUGCAAAACUAGCCCUUUAUCUCAAUUUGGUUGGACUCUGGAUUAUUUUAGUAUGUGCUGUAUUUUCUGGCUUAGUUAUGUACGCACACUACAGAGGCUGUGAUCCUUGGACUGCUGGCUUUAUAACAGCUCCUGAUCAGAUGAUGCCAUAUUUUGUUAUGCACAUUUUUAGGAAAAUGCCUGGUCUCCCCGGACUAUUUGUUGCCUGUGCUUUCAGUGGGACGUUGAGCACAGUGGCUGCCAGUAUAAAUGCACUUGCUACAGUAACAUUUGAAGAUUUUGUGAAAAGCUUUUUUAAGAAUCUUUCUGAUAAGAAAAGUACCUGGAUCAGCAAAGGACUGUGCAUUGUGUUUGGUGUGCUCUGUACAGCAAUGGCUGUAGCUGCGUCAUUGAUGGGUGGUGUUGUACAGGCUGCUCUUAGUAUCCAUGGGAUGUGUGGGGGUCCCAUGCUGGGCUUAUUUACUUUGGGCAUUUUGUUUCCAUGGACAAACUGGAAGGGGGCACUUGGAGGUCUCCUUACUGGAUACACGUUGUCCUUUUGGGUUGGAAUAGGAGCAUUUAUUUAUCCAGCUCCAGUAAAGAAGACUCUUCCUUUACUUUUGAGGACAGAUGAGUGCUUAUUAGCAAACUCCACAAUGAAUCCAUUAUCAACAAUACUUCCCACAGUGUUAUCAACCACAGCUGCCCCAGAGCGAUCAGUGCUGGUCGAUAACUGGUACGGCAUAUCAUACCUAUAUUACAGCGCAGUGGGGUGCAUUGGAUGUAUCAUAGCUGGGCUCCUGAUAAGUUUUGUAACAGGACGUGAACAUGGAAGAAAUAUUGAUCCACUUUUGGUCAGACCCAUCUGCAAUCUAUUCUGCUUUUGGUCAGACAAGUAUAAAAAGUUGUGCUGGUGUGGUGUUCAGCAUGACCGUGUUGACGAUGAAGACUUUGAUCAUAAAGAAGAUCUCCAAAAAGAUGUUGCAAUUAUACCUGUGAUAGAGAAACAAAUUGAAAAUGGAUUUGAAAAGGACCAGUCACUGAAACCUAUACCUGGAUAUAAUUCUAAUGAAAAAUCUUACACAAACAAAAAUGAUGAUAAAGAAACUCAUAUGUAAAUAGUAAAAACAUCAUAUAUGAAGCACACAUCAAAUUAACUCUGAUAGUUCCAGAAAAUUAUAUUCCCCAUGUUUCCUUGUGGUUCUCAAUUUCUUUGUCCUAUCUUCCUAUUUUUGAGUUAUUUCAUGGAACUGUAUAGUAUUUAUUGAUUUUUUUUUAUCAGAGUUGUCACUUUCAUCCUAUAAAUGAUAAAAUGUAAAAAUUACAGCAAAAAAAAAAAAUAUAAAUGGGAAAGUCAUUGGGGUCAAAUGGGGGAAAAUGUCCCUUGCUUUUAAAUAUAAAUAAAUAUAUCUGGAGCUCUGAUUCCUGGGGGUAAACAGUAAGAAAAGCCCAUUACUCAGCCCCAUUACACCUAAAGGUGCUUAAAGGGACACUCAAGUGAAAAUUAAACUCAUUAUACAGAUAGAGCGUGCAAUUUUAAACAACUUUCCAAUUUAAUUCCAUUAACAAAAUGUGUAUAGUCUUUUUAUAUUUACACUUUUGGAGUCACCAGCUACUACUGAGCAUGUGCAAGAAUUCACAGAAUAUACGUAUAUGCAUGUGUGAUUGGCUGAUGGCUGUCACAUGAUGCAGUGGGAGUGGAAAUAGACAUAACACAUUUUUCAAACAAAAUCUACUACGCAUUUGAAGUUCAGACUAAGGGGCCGAAUUAUCAAGCUUGAUGCCACUGUUCCAUAACUUGUCCGCCUGCUCUGAUUGACCCCCAUACGCUGUCGGCAUUUAUCGAUGUGCGGCGGACAUGAUACACUACAUUGUAUCAUGUCCGUCCGCACUUUAAUAAAUCGGCCCCUAAGUGCUAUUGCAUUGUCUCGUUAUUUGUUGAUUAUGCAAAUCUACUGUAUUUGCUGGUCAUUUAAGAUCUUUCUUUCAAGAAAAUUAAUUUCUCAUAUGAGAUGAUCGAAUACUACCAUAUCAGACAACUGGAUUUAUACAAUAAAUAAGGUAGGCCUCUAAAACUAUGUCUUUUUAUUAUCAAAAAUAAAUCCAUGUCUCUAUAUAUGACCCAUCAUUGGAAAGAGGAUGUUAUCCUCUUUGAAAUUAAGGGGUCACAUGAACCUCUAGAUGUAAAAGAGUAGAUGUAAACCAUUAUAUACUGAUUAAAAAGAUAAAAGAUACUACGUUUUCCAAAAGUUGAUGACAAUUUGUCAAUAUUUAAUAAAGCUAAUUUCAAGUUCAUUAAAACAAAUAGAAUGAGCACAGAAACAUUAAAAAAAAAAAAAAACUUCUAAUUAAAAGUCUCUUCUUUUUCAUAACCAUCUAGAUACCAUACGGUCACUAGAGUAAAAUGGCAAUUAUUAUAGAACAUACAUACGGCUAGAUUACAAGUCGGACGCUGAUGCAGCGCAUGUGCGCCGUGUGAUAUGUUUUUUCUUUAGGCUCCCUCGAGAGUCUUCAGCCUCACCAGUCCUUAUGUU